AUGAAUGAGUGUUUGAGAAGAGCUGAUGUCAAAGAGAUGAUUAAAUACACGCCUGUCGUACAGAUGCCUCUCGAAGGGGAUCAGAAUGUCAAUACGAGUGACACUAAUGCCAUUAAACGCGCUUUUUAUGACUAUUACGGGGAUAUAAUGAUGAAGUGUCCGACAUAUCAUUUCGCCAAACAAUAUGCCAUACAUUCCCCACAAAGUGGUGUCUAUUUCUAUGAACAGACGUAUGCGGGUAAAGGAAACCCGACACUCAAUGGCCUCAUCUCAUAG
Messenger RNA from Oppiella nova, 276 nucleotides. The record is from the annotation of a GenBank genome assembly. NCBI's taxonomy places the organism in Eukaryota, Metazoa, Arthropoda, Arachnida, Sarcoptiformes, Oppiidae.